Messenger RNA from Alternaria burnsii, 2028 nucleotides. RefSeq lists its product as uncharacterized. The transcript is spliced from 3 exons. Gene Ontology annotation, cellular component: membrane. Bases 1 to 2028 code for a protein of 675 amino acids. The record is from RefSeq and is a predicted model, not a curated record. Gene Ontology annotation, molecular function: metal ion transmembrane transporter activity. Lineage: Eukaryota; Fungi; Ascomycota; Dothideomycetes; Pleosporales; Pleosporaceae. Gene Ontology annotation, biological process: transmembrane transport; metal ion transport.
AUGGAUGCACUGAAGGAUCCCGUUAUUCUUACAGGCCCAUCAGCGCAAGACCAGCAACAUACUGGCAUAAGGCCAGCUGAACACCACCAACGUUUCAAGAACAGGCCCUACCUGCAAUGUCUCGAGACUCUCGAAGACGCGUUUCCGGCGCUCAAAUCGUUCUUGGAAAAGCUCGCCAAUGAAGAAGAGCCAGGCCGCAAGGCUGUCAAUUCACACUACCUUGAGCAACACAGGCGACCACCAGGACGAUGCUAUUGCUUGGAGUUCGAAGACGAAAGUGUCUCUGUGAUAGAAGAAGGCGUCUUUGAAAGCGCUGGCGCGCUGAGGGGAUAUUUGCAAAAGAAACCAGCCACGCAAAGUCGCAACGAGAAACACAGACGCCUCUUCAUCUUGGAGGAUAUGGAGCCAGACUACGUCGACGCCCUAGGUCAUCAUCUAGGUGUAGAUCCUUUGGUUUUCAGCGAACAAAUGAAUACCUGGAACUUUACGGACUCCUGGUCUAUCCCGCACAGGGGGCUGCCUUCGAUGUCAAUACCAGAACAGUCGUUCACCUUGCGCUAUUACGAACUGCGCACCUUGCUCGAGCCCAAAUCGGUCGACGUUCUUAGCUUACAAACGUCAUUUGCAGUCAAUCGGCGCAGGUAUGAAAGGUGGAGAGAUAUCGAUAUACCUUCGCUGGGCAAGCCCGACCGAAGACAUGCUUUUGUGAGACGAUGCGCGUCAUUCUGGACAUCGCAGGGCUCGUUGUCAGAUGGAACACCAGAUGAUCUGGGGUGGGAUGCUGUUAUCCUUGUAGACCCCGCAUUUGCUGCUACUUGCGCUGUACCACCUGCAAAGCCCACAAAACCAGAUGAACUCAAGUUCAACGGACUUCCAAUAGACCCAAGCGCACUCAAGACUCUGGACGAAUGUCAGAUCCUGCAGGCCGAGAAGCCAUUCAAAAGUAGGUCGGCGCUCUGGAGAGCGCAAGACUGGGGUGCACCUCCAGCCCUCCAGGGAACUCCCCAUUGGAGUUGGCCGUAUCAUAACGGAUGCUCUACGUUGGCUCCAUUGAUGUUCUCCGAAGUCGGUAUGCGAGCAAAGGAGGCAAACGUUGGGAUAUUCCAGAAGAAGCGGAACCUCACGAGUGCCAUGGACGAGAUGGUGUUCUACUGGACGAAGCUCGCCACUCCCGACCUCAUCAAGAAAACGAACGAGAAGUCAUCCAACUCUGCGUUUUACCUCCUCAAACACGUCGCGCAGCACUGGGUGAAUCAGCUGGAACUCAUGAACACUACUAUCGCCAGAGCCGAAUGGUUCUCCGACGACUAUCAAGCUAAGAUUGACGACAACUUGAGUAAGCAGAAAUGGAAAAACGAUCUACUCAAGAUCAACGAAAUCGCGAAGGAUAUCAACUACAUGCGCCGACAUUUAAACCACUUUUGGCGCGCCAUGUACCUGAAUCUUGAACGUUUGGGAGUCCAAUUAGGUUCCGAGAGCGUCGACAGAGACGCGUCCUUAGCACUACAAGGUGCACAAAAGGACUUCCUCACCAUUCACACAAGGAUGCAACCUUUGCGCGAUCGCGCGGAGGCCUUGAACUCCGUCUCAAACGAUCUCGCCAACCUGCGCGCGGCAUUCAGAGGCGUUUCAGAUGGCGAAUUCAGCCUGCGUCUUAGUUUGUUCGCCUCUGUUGUCUUUCCGCUCACAUUGCUCGCGGGCAUCUUUAGCAUGGGCGAUGAUUUCCGGCCUGGAAAACCGCAGUUCUAUAAGCUCUGGGCCAUCGGUGUGCCUGUCUGCUUGGUAGUCGCGCUUGGACUGGUGUACGGAAGGCGGCCAUGGGCGGUUACUAUCGAUAUUUGGGAGUACGUAAGAGUUCGGCUCGAGGACCUUCAGCUGGUGAAACCCAAGAAUGGGAAGGCUGCGCAAAAACCAGUCAAGACUGGCAUUGAAGAGCACAAAGUGAAGAAGAGCAGAUCUAUAGAGCAAGAAAGUCUGAAGAAAAGAGCAAGCCGAAGGAAUCGCGAUGAAGAACAUGGUGACUAUUGA